Molecule: messenger RNA, 4895 nt
Organism: Ahaetulla prasina
Lineage: Eukaryota; Metazoa; Chordata; Lepidosauria; Squamata; Colubridae
Gene: ABCB1
Product: ATP binding cassette subfamily B member 1
Exons: 27
Coding region: 1-3861 (1286 amino acids)
Biological process (GO): transmembrane transport
Cellular component (GO): membrane
Molecular function (GO): ATP binding; ATP hydrolysis activity; ABC-type transporter activity
Source: RefSeq, a predicted model, not a curated record
AUGGUUUCUGAAAAGGAAGGAAAGAAACAUAUUAAUGGAAAUGUUAAUGAUGAGAAUAUUGUUUCUGAAGAUGCUUCUGGAAGCCAAAAGGAAAAGAAAAAAACCAAGGAAAAAAUUAAUAUGGUCAGCCUAUUUGCAGUGUUUCGUUACUCCGAUUCCCUGGAUAAAUUAUUAAUGAUAGUGGGCACUAUUUUUGCAGCCCUUCAAGGGGCUUCCCUUCCAGUUAUGAUGAUUGUUUUUGGACGUAUGACAAAUACCUUUGUUGGAUCUGGAACUCUUCCUCUAGGUAGGACAUAUAAUCAUGAAGCUAAUAAUUCCAAAAGCCUACCUACUGGGAGUCUAGAAGAAGAAAUGACAAGGUAUGCAUACUGGUAUUCAGCCAUAGGAGCUGGAGUUCUUGUCUCUUCCUAUGCAUACAUUGCAUGUUGGACACUUGCGGCUGGCCGCCAGGUCAAAAGAAUUAGGCAACGAUUUUUCCAUGCCAUUAUGAGGCAAGAAGUAGGAUGGUUUGAUGUAAAUGAUGCUGGAGAACUAAAUACACGACUUAUAGAUGAUGUAUCCAAAAUCAAUGAAGGAAUUGGUGAUAAAAUUGGAAUGCUAAUUCAGGGAAUAUCAGCAUUUUUUACAGGAUUUAUAGUCGGAUUCACCGAAGGAUGGAAAUUGACUCUUGUAAUCCUUGCUGUCAGUCCUGUUCUAGGAAUUUCUGCUGCAGUUUGGGCAAAGAUCCUUUCUAGAUUCACUAAUCAGGAACUUGCUGCAUAUGCAAAAGCUGGGUCAGUUGCUGAGGAGGUCCUAGGCUCUAUCAGAACAGUGAUAGCUUUUGGAGGACAGAAGAAAGAAAUAGAAAGAUAUCAUAAAAAUUUAGAAGAUGCUAAAAACAUUGGGAUAAGGAAGACUAUGAGUACCAGCAUUUCGCUUGGAGUUGCUUUCUUACUAAUAUAUGCUUCCUAUGCAUUGGCUUUUUGGUAUGGAACUACCUUGAUAUUAGAUGAAAAAUACAGUAUUGGAGGAGUCCUUACAGUCUUCUUUGCUGUGCUCAUUGGAGCAUUCAGUAUUGGCCAAGUCUCUCCAAACCUAGAAGCAUUUGCUACUGCCAGGGGAGCUGCAUAUGCAAUAUUCAAUAUCAUAGACAAUGAACCACAAAUUGAUAUUUAUUCAGAAAGUGGCUAUAAACCUGACAAAAUUACAGGAAAUCUCAGUUUUCAAAAUGUAUAUUUUAAUUAUCCAGCAAGGCCAGAUGUUAAGAUAUUAAAAGGCUUGAAUCUGCAGAUCAAUAAUGGACAAACAAUAGCCCUGGUUGGCAGCAGUGGUUGUGGAAAAAGUACAACUGUCCAACUGAUACAAAGAUUUUACGAUCCCUUGGAAGGCAUGAUUACCAUUGACGGACAAAAUAUUAAGACACUGAAUUUAAGGUAUCUGAGAGAAAUUAUUGGUGUUGUGAACCAGGAACCUGUACUAUUUGCCACAACAAUUGCAGAAAACAUUAGAUAUGGCCGUGAAAAUGUCACCAUGGAAGAGAUGGAAAAAGCUGCCAAAGAAGCCAAUGCUUAUGAGUUCAUCAUGAAUUUACCUGAUAAGUUUGAAACUAUGGUUGGUGAAAGAGGAGCACAGCUAAGUGGAGGACAGAAGCAACGGAUAGCGAUUGCCCGGGCUCUUGUGCGGAACCCAAAAAUUUUGUUACUGGAUGAGGCUACAUCUGCUUUGGAUACAGAAAGUGAAGCUAUCGUACAGGCAGCUUUGGAUAAGGCAAGAGAAGGCCGCACAACAAUUAUAGUAGCUCAUCGUUUGUCUACAGUCCGAAAUGCAGAUCUUAUAGUUGCUUUUGAAGAUGGGGUCAUUGGUGAACAAGGAACCCAUUAUGAGCUUAUGAAAAAGAAAGGAGUUUAUUUCAAACUUGUCAAUAUGCAGGCAAUUUCCACUGAAGUUGAAUCAGAAGAGUCAGCAGAAGAAUCCUAUCUGAAAAAUAACCCAGAAGAGAUAAGCAAAGAUGCUUUUUCAAACAAGCUGAGGAGACGUUCUACUCGCAGAAGUAUUAAAAAUCCAGAAAUGGAGGAAAAAGACCUUGAGGUCCAGACAGUUCAACCUGAUGAAAAUAUUCCCAAGGUUUCAUUUCUUAAGAUUAUGAAGUUAAAUGUAUCAGAAUGGCCUUACUUUUUAAUGGGAACAUUUUCUGCUCUGGUCAAUGGAGCACUGCAACCUGCAUUUUCAAUAAUAUUCUCAGAAAUCUUAGGUAUUUUUGCAAUAUCAGAUCCCAAAAUUGUGCGUGAAAAGAGCAAUUUCUAUUCACUGAUGUUCUUAGCACUUGGCAUUGUUUCCUUCAUCACCUUUUUUCUUCAGGGCUUCAGUUUUGGCAGAGCUGGAGAGAUUCUUACAAUGAAACUACGUUACAUGGGAUUCAAAGCAAUGCUUAGACAGGAUAUCAGUUGGUUUGAUAAUCCCAAAAACAGUACUGGAGCCCUAACUACAAGACUUGCAAAUGAUGCUUCUGAAGUAAAAGGUGCCACUGGGGAAAGGUUAGGUAUGAUUGCUCAAAAUAUUGCUAAUCUUGGGACUGGAAUUAUUAUAUCAUUCGUGUAUGGCUGGCAGUUGACCCUUUUACUUCUGGCUCUUGUGCCAAUCAUUGCAGUAGCAGGGCUCAUUGAAAUCAGAAUGUUAUCUGGACAUGCUAAGAAAGAUAAAAAGGAACUUCAAGGUGCAGGGAAGAUUGCAACAGAAGCUAUUGGAAAUAUUCGAACUGUAGUUUCUCUCACUCAAGAAAGAAAAUUUGAACACAUGUAUGGAGAAAAUUUGAAAGGACCUUACAGAAAUUCUGUAAAGAAAGCACAUCUUCACGGACUAACUUUUGGCAUUUCCCAAGCAAUGUUGUACUUCUCCUAUGCAGGCUGUUUUCGUUUUGGUGCCUAUCUUAUUGCAAAUCGAUAUAUGGAUUUUAAGGCUGUAUUCUUAGUAUUUUCCUGCAUUGUAUUUGGUGCCAUGGCUGUAGGGCAGACGUUUUCAUUCACACCAGAUUAUGCCAAAGCCAAGAUAUCUGCUGCUCAAUUGUUCAUGUUAUUUGAAACAGUCCCAUCAAUAGAUAAUUACAGUGAGGAAGGAAAGAAGCCUGAAACAGUUAAUAGCAAUAUAGCAUUUAAGGAAGUGGUUUUCAACUAUCCAACCCGGCCAGAUGUUCCAGUGCUUCAAGGUCUGAAUAUUGCAAUAGAGAAGGGGCAAACCCUGGCGCUUGUGGGAAGCAGUGGCUGUGGAAAAAGCACAUUAGUCCAGUUGCUUGAAAGAUUCUAUGAUCCUCUCAGUGGAGAAGUGCUUUUGGAUGGUGAAAAUGAAAAGCAGUUAAAUAUUCAGUGGUUGCGGUCUCAAAUUGGAAUUGUUUCUCAAGAACCGGUCCUGUUUGGUUGCAGUAUUGCGGAAAAUAUUGCCUAUGGUGAUAACACUAGGGAGGUACCAUUUGAUGAGAUAUGUGAAGUAGCCAAAGCAGCCAAUAUACACUCCUUCAUUGAAUCUUUACCAAAUAAAUACAAUACUGCUGUUGGUGACAAAGGAACUCAACUCUCUGGGGGCCAAAAGCAGCGCAUUGCUAUUGCCCGUGCUCUCAUCCGCCAGCCAAAAAUUCUGUUGUUGGAUGAAGCGACCUCUGCCCUUGACACAGAAAGUGAAAAGGUUGUUCAGGAGGCUCUGGAUAAAGCCAGACAAGGUCGUACCUGCAUUAUAAUAGCUCAUCGCUUAUCAACAGUGCAGAAUGCUGACAGUAUAGCUGUAAUCCAGAAUGGGAAAGUCAUGGAACAAGGAACACAUCAGCAGCUACUAGCUCAAAAAGGAAUUUAUUAUUCACUAGUCAAUGUACAGGCAGGAACAGCUCAUGUAUAAAUAAGAAAAUGAACAUUACUUGAAUUAAUUGAUAGAUGUAUUAUGUGGCAUUAAGCUGGGGUUGACUCUUAACGACUGUACAGAUAGAUUUUCAUCAGAAUGAUCUGUCCCCAAUUUGGUCUUUCAGGUCUUUCAUAGGUGCAUUGAUUGUCACAGUAAUUGAAAACAUCUGUCUUGCUGCUGGUUGCCCUUGUCAGGUCUCUAAGGACCAAGAAGGAUACAUGGAAUUACUUUUGAAUAGUUUCCUUUAUUGUUCCUCAUCUAUAGGCAGAAAUCUUGCCAAAGUAAAGCAAAUAUUUGCAUCACCAUAGGUAUACUCUGAGAAUUGCUAGGGAGGAACUGUUUUAACUCUUCCUCCUGACUCUUUGCCUUCUGGAAUGUAGCCCCUUGUUCCUGGGAAUCCAGAUUACAUUCCACCAGAGUCCUCUUCUUUACUUCUACCUUUCCCAGCAUUAUAGACUUUUUCAUAGAACUAAGUCUUCAUAUAAUGUACCCAAAAUAUGAUAUUCAAAGCCUGAUCAUUUGUUUGUGCCUUGAGAAAGAACUCUGUUGAUUUCUUUCACAAUCCAAUUCUUUUCUAUUUAUGAUAUUCUCAGGAAUUUUCUGCAACCCCAAAGUUCAAAAACAUCAGCGUUUUUUUUAUCUUCUUCUUCAAAGUCCAACUUCCACAUCCAUAGAUUGUUAUAGAGAAAAUAUAGUCUGCACAUUUCUGAUUGUUAAGAUAUACACAGUUUUUCUCAAGACUUCAUUGUUUUUCUAGCAAAUGCUAGUCUAAGGAGUAUUUCUUGGCUGUUGGUUCCUUUAUUGCUGAGAAACAAUCCUAAAAGUGAGACGUUGUCACCCCUUUACUAAUUUUCCUGCAAUAUGCAGUAUGUUCCACAAAUCAGUUCAAUAAAUAAGGGAAGGGAGCACAAGUUUUAUUCACUCCUUUGCCAACCUAGAGCCAGUCUGUUUCAUCAUAUUAUCUCCAGACUGUGGGUUCCCAACCAAUAUUUGCAGCAACUAACAAGUACAGAAGAUGCUAUUCACAUUCU